Molecule: messenger RNA, 3860 nt
Organism: Cryptotermes secundus
Lineage: Eukaryota; Metazoa; Arthropoda; Insecta; Blattodea; Kalotermitidae
Product: serine protease inhibitor 88Ea
Exons: 6
Coding region: 330-1577 (415 amino acids)
Molecular function (GO): serine-type endopeptidase inhibitor activity
Source: RefSeq, a predicted model, not a curated record
UAAUUACACACGCUGUCGGUUAGGUUGGGUGGAGGCACCGGUAGCUCAGCAUACCAACCGUAGUUUUCGAGAGGCGCGUCAUAUACCGGUACUGUAGUAGCUUUGAGUCGGUUUAUAUAUAGUUCCAGUUUAGUUAUAUACAUACACGUCCUACGUUUUUGAUUUCGACGAGUUCAUAGUCUUUCUGUGUGAUUAAGAGAAACAGCAGAAGAGUUUUUGCAUAUCCAUAGCUGUGUAGCAUAUCUAAUACAGAAUAAACGUACAGUCACCGCCAACAAAGUGUAGUCCAUCAAGAGUGCUUUAUAGCGACAGCCACAUUUACUAAUAAGAUGAUGCUACCACUGGUGAUAGCGUUGGCGGUGAUGCUGCCCCACCUGAGUACGCAACAGUGCUUCAGCCCAGAUGACACCAAGGUGCAAAACAGUCCAAACACUCGACAGGAAUUGUUCACAGGGGAGCAGGCCUUUAGCAUGGCCAUGCUUCGGGAAGCUGUCGCAGUCAACCCAACUGGCAACGUGUUCUUUUCGCCUUACAGUGUUUAUAACGCACUUUUGCUGGCAUACUUCGGCGCUGCAAAUCACACUGAGCAGGCGCUGAAGGCAACUCUAAGGAUUCCAGAAACUCAGAACAAGAUGAGCACCAUGCAAGCCUACCGGUUCGAGAAAUACUCCCAAAGUAUCCGAGAAAUCAACGGAUCUGAGAGCUAUGAACUGCGGUCAGCAAACAAGCUCUUUCUAGCCAAACGGCUGAAGCUGAGGGACUGCAUAGCCCAUUUAUUUGAGGAUGAUAUUCAGCCCCUGGACUUCGUUGCUGAUCCUGAGGCUGCAAGACAAAACAUCAACAACUGGGUGGAGAUACAGACCAAGCGGCAAAUUCGAGAUCUCAUUCCUCAAGACAAAAUCACACCUGACACGGAACUAGUGCUGGCAAAUGCAGCAUACUUCAAAGGACUUUGGCAAUCCCAGUUCCUGCCAGAACACACACACAAAGAAGUGUUCUAUGUAUCACACUCCAAACUGGCUCUUGUUGACAUGAUGAAGCAGAAAGGGACAUUCAAUCACAUUGUAUCAGAGCGUCUGGGUGCCCAUGUACUGGAGCUGCCAUACAAAGGGAAUACAGUCAGCAUGUUUAUCAUUCUGCCUCCUAAUGCUAAGUCAAAUGGAAUUGAAUCUGUCAUCAAGCAGCUCUCUGUAGAGAGUCUUCAGGAAAUUGUGGAGGAUGAUCUGCCCAGAGCAGUUGAAGUUUCCAUCCCAAAGUUCACUGUUGAAGAGACCAUUGAACUUACACCGAUUUUGGAGCGAUUGGGAGUUGGCGACUUGUUUCAGUCCACAUCUGACCUAACUGGCUUCACGGGAGAAGAUGGUCUGCAUCUAGAUGAGGCGGUGCACAAAGCAAAGAUCGCCGUUGAUGAGCAAGGCACAGUCGCUGCAGCUGCCACUGCCAUAUUCUCAUUUCGUUCAUCAAGACCGCUUACACCUGCACGCUUUAUUGCUAAUCACCCUUUCGUGUACUUCCUGUUUGACAAGACAUCUCAGACCAUCCAGUUCAUGGGUGUAUAUAGAUCCCCAAACAAUUAAACAGGAGAAGUUUUAAAGUAUAGAGAGCUUGCAUACCAGUAAACCAAUUCCUUCUGGAAUAUGAUGUAGAACUAUGGAUUUUUAUCACUGAAGAAGUAAUAAAGUUGUUAAAAUUUCAAGUUUGAGGCUUGAAUGAAACUGUGAAAUAGUGAGUGUCAUUAGGUAGAAGAUGCUACUAAUAUAAAAAAUUACAAAGAGGUCAGUGAUUAUAUUGUGAGUGCGCAAAGGAGACAUGUUGUUGGACACUGGAAUUUUAUCAUAUCAGGUAACUUUCUAUAUAAGAGCAUCUGAAUUCUGUUUUAUAAUGAAAAGAAGCCAGCAUUUUGUAUGUUGGAAUGAGAACAUGAUUUGACAUAGUCCUCUUGGUUUUUUGUGGAGUUAUGGUUUUUCCUAAACAGGUUCAAGAUUCAAGGCGAGCUUACAAAUUUCUACAUCUCUACAUACUUAAGAAUAUGAAGGAAAUGCAAUUUAAUGAUAAAUACUUUAAGUUUAUGAAAGAGGAAAUGAAAUAUUUAAUGAACAAGUAUUACAAUUAAGUCAAUUAAAUCUUCAUAUCAUUCCCUAGGCACUAUUCUUUCCCUGUACUGUUGCCGCAGAUGAUAUUUGUCCUUGUAAACAUUUAAAGCUGUUUUGGGUUUCAUGUCGAAUAUCUUCAUAGACAAAUUCUGUGCAAAUAAUUUACUUUUUUCUCAUGAACUUUUUUUUAUUUGGUUUAAUCUUUGAACAGAACUAACCUAACUAACUUUGCUGACAAGCGGUGGUUGCUCGGUCGAUAUAGUUUGAUUGCAGACUAAAGCCAUGGAGUUUCUUUUCAUCUUUGAACAAAUUUACAGCUAUUCCGUCAUAAAUAGAUUUCUUGAUUUGAAUUCAUUUCCCAGUAAUAACAAAUAAACUUCUUGUUUCUGUUUAUUUUCUAUCCCUACAUGAUGAGCCAUUGUGUUGUUCUCAAAAUUAUAUUCAUAAAAAUAUUGUGACUGCAGUUAUAACAUUUAUGAUUUACCACAUACUGCACCAUAUAACUUUAUAUUGUGAAAGUGUAGUGAUUUGUUUGUCUGUUUUUACUGUUUCUUAUUAAUGUAAAUGAAAGAGUAGCAGUGCUAAGGCCUGGUAAUAUAUAUUAUCUCUCUUUUGAAGCCCUUCUGAAUAUUAAUGCAAGAAAAGAUGACAAUGGAAAGUUAAAAAAAUCAAUAGUUAUCUAAAAUGUUCCUAAGCACAUGUGGAAGGGUCAAAUUUGUAUGUUUCCAUGAUUUCCUUCAUGCAAAUUUGACCAGAAAUAUGUAGUUGCUUAUAAAUAAUAAUAUUUGAAGAAAGUGUUCCAUAAUAUUGAUACCUAUAAAUAUAUCUUCUUAUCAGGUGCUACAGCCCUUUGUGACCUUUGGCCUCCUAGAUCACAGCCUUCCAAUAUAUCUCUGAGGCUGUCAUCUAAGGUUUCAUAACAAUUUAUGUUUUUAACAGGGAUGAUGUAAGCCUCAUGCCCCAACCCCCAACCUGGAGGACCAGGGUAUUUCUCUUGGUUUUGCCUGUCACCUUUGACCUGUCCAACAUGGAAGGCCCUGCUGGUAACAUAUGUUACCACUGGCAUGGCUCUCACGUUCAUUUAGGCAUGCAAGCCCCACCACUGCAACAAAAUAGAGAUACCAGGGGGGAUAUAAAUAUAUCAUGUUUAUUAAAAUUUAUGUAAUUGCAGACUAGUUAAAAAUUCUAUGCAUAUUGAAACUUUAUGCUAUGAUCUUGCCUGAAGUGAACCUAGAGCAGCAUAAAUUUGAUAAGUAUGUUUACAUAAUCAGUUAAAGUGUUCUGAAUCACCAAACCGAGCAGCUGAAUGAAUACAUGCAUGUAGCGGCGUGCGUGUGUGUGUGUGUGUGUGUGUGUGCGCGCGCGCGUGUGUGAGAGAGAGAGCGUGUGGAUGCACAUGAGCAUGUACAUGUAUGUGCAUGUGGCAUAUUACUACGAAUUUGAUAUAAAUAUAUGUGUUACAGUACAGUAGAAUUGACACUGGAUGAAUAGAAUGCAUUAACUUUAUCAUUACGGAUAAAGUAGUCUAUUGCGCAUUAAUAAAUUACUAUGUCAGCUGUUUUUAAUAAAAUUUGUAAGUGGAUAUGAUAACAUACAGCUCAGUAGUUUGCAGAAGGGAUGGCUAAUGCAAUAUAGUAUAUCUGUACAACUGUCAUUCUAUUCAUAAACUUGUAAGUGUUACCAAAAAAUGAAAGGAAAUUAUUUCACUACUACAUAAAAAUAACUUAUUUAAAUACCUAUAAUUAGGAUUGUAGUUGCUAUCUUGUA